AUGAAUGAAAACGACAUAUCCACGUUAGCCCAGUUGCUUUUCAAUUUUGCCAAGAUGUCACUAAGAAGCUCUCGACUAUGCCGCUUCCUGUUGCUGACCGCAGCUACAGUCUUACUACUUGCAUUGCCAGUCUGUAUCACAUCCGCAAAAGAGAGAGAAAAGGUCUCAGGAAUUCUUACUGCGUCAGCGCCGGAUGCCAGUAAAGUGACAGUGCCCGAGUUUGUUGCCACAGAUAAAUGGCAGGAGCUGCUGCCUGGACAAGGUGUGCCACGGGGUCUUCACGUGCGAUUGAACCUCGAGACAGGAAAGCGCGAGGCAAAAUUGGUGAAUCCUAAGGAGCAAGAUACCCAAGAAUCCAUGCGAUCGUUGAUCGUUGAUCCUAACGCGAAGGACACUACGGUAACAGUGUUCACUGAUAUCUCAGGAGAUAUCGUGUCUGACGACGAGACUCUCACUGUCAUCGAGGAGGAAGGCACUAUCGACGCUACUGUAAAUGAAGAAGAAGCUGAAACUAAAGUAGUCGAACCGAAUUGGAACCACGAGAAAAUAUAUGACGUGUUGCAGGCAUUGCCUGAGCCGCCUAAGGUCGAAGGCAUGGAUAUCCAUGACGCGCACGAAAAGCUGUCCCCUGCAGAGUUCCGCCGGCAGAUCGUUACUCUCUGGAAGAAACGUCAAGCUGAGCUAAAAGAGGCCCUCGAUUCGCUCCAGGAUGAUGCAAAGUAUCUGGGUAAAUUGCUAGAGCAGUUCAAAGAGGCUGAGAACAAUGGUGAUACGGAGGGACAACUAAAUGUGCUUGAAGUGUUGGAGUGGGAAGUGCAGGAUUUGGACAAGACCCACGUAUUUAACUUCAUUGGCGGAUUUGGCAUCAUGGCUGAGUACCUGAAUUCGACGAAUUUGCCCGUCCGAGCGCGCACCGCAUGGGUGUUUGGAUCUGCAGCUAAGAAUUAUAAGGACGGUCAGGAGUGGGCGAUUGAUGCCGGGGUACUGCCAAAACUGCUUAGCUCGUUAACUCUGGAAGUCCGGAAUGCCGUCGAAUCAGCAAAUGAAGUUUUGGAAGUCAAGAAGAAGACUGUUUACGCGUUGUCCUCAAUUGUGCGAGCCAAUGAGCGUGGACAACGACUCUUUUUGCUUCAUAACGGGCCGGAGCUUCUGGCAGGGUUGUUUACUGACGCACACCCUGGUGAGCUUCAGAUAAAGGUACUUCUGUUCGUGUAUGACCUGCUCGCGGAAGCGGCUGAGCGCGAGUUGCUUACUGGUGAAGAGCCAGCGUCUUCUGCAUUGAUUGAGCUCGAAGGAGUUUUCAAGUCCGCGGCAUGGUGUGAGCGUUUUGCAACGACUUUUGUAAAGAUGGCUCCUCUUCUUGCUCGUCGGAAAGUUAUCGAGCUUGUGGACGCCAUGCGUUACCAGCUGCCUACGUGCCAGGAUGUGUUUGAGACUUCGGGUGUCAAGUCUGUGGUGGAGAAACUAGCUCAGGGGUAUGUCGAUGACCAGAAGCUCAAUGAAGCGGAGAAAGAGGAGCUGGCGCUGUUUUUUCAAGACUUUCUAGGCCGUGCCUGA
Messenger RNA from Peronospora farinosa, 1557 nucleotides. The record is from the annotation of a GenBank genome assembly. NCBI's taxonomy places the organism in Eukaryota, Oomycota, Peronosporomycetes, Peronosporales, Peronosporaceae.